AUGGGCAAGAAGCGUGCGCGCGAAGAGGUCAAGGACGUCCCACCUGCAGACGUUAACAUGAUGGAUGAGGACGGUUCCGAUGAUGAGGAUUUCGAUAUGGUCAAUGUCGACUUCGAGUGGUUCAACUUUGAUCCUGAGGUCGAUUUCCACGGAACCAAAACGCUUUUGCGACAACUAUUCGACGUUGAUGCGAACCUCUUCAACAUGUCUGCCCUCGCCGAUAUCGUUCUUUCGCAACCCACUAUUGGUUCAACUAUCAAAGUUGACGGCAAGGCCAACGAUGCCUACGCCCUUCUCACCGUCCUCAACACAGCUGUUCACCAAGACAAGGAGCCAAUGAAGGAUAUCAUCAAGUACCUUGUGGAAAAGGCGCAAACCAAUUCGUCUCUAGCACCUAUUGCCGACGUCCUCGGCAGCGGCAAGCAUGUAGGACUCGUCUUCUCUGAACGUCUCAUUAACAUGCCUUCUGAGCUGGCACCACCACUCUAUUCGAUGCUUGUCGACGAGGUUGAGGCGGCUGUGGAGGACAAGGAGCCUUACAAUUUCUCCCACUAUUUGAUCUUGUCCAAGACAUAUCAGGAGCUUGAGUCGAAACUCGAUGUCGAAAACCAGAAGCGCAAGAAGGCCAAGGAGGAAGCCGGCAUGUAUUAUUUCCAUAUGGAGGACGAGGUGCUACACAAGCAUGCGGUCGCGCACGGAAACUUCAACUACACAAAAGAGGACGAGCUGGCAGCAGACAGCAAGCGGGCAUUCCAGGAGAUGGGCGUCAAGGCGCAUGGGCACAUGAUCCUUAUUGAAGCAAGCAAGUUCCCUGGAGCAGUCAAGUCCGUUAAUGAAUAUCUGAGCGCUGCGCAAUAG
Fusarium pseudograminearum CS3096 is the source of this 858-nucleotide messenger RNA. RefSeq lists its product as uncharacterized. The transcript is spliced from 2 exons. Gene Ontology annotation, cellular component: nucleus. The record is from RefSeq and is a predicted model, not a curated record. The coding region runs from base 1 to 858 and encodes 285 amino acids. Lineage: Eukaryota; Fungi; Ascomycota; Sordariomycetes; Hypocreales; Nectriaceae.